GAGAGAGGUAGCAUUGAAAACACGUAUAUACUAUAAAAUAGCCCCUCACUUCCCUCUCUGUGACACCCACCUCCUCAAGAACUCAUUUUGGGGAAGGAAAGAUUCGAUAUAAAGGAGAUAUCAGCGGCACGGCUAACCCAUCAAGCAAACUUAAAGUAUGAGUUAUUACAAUCAGCAUCAACAUCCUGUUGGUGUCCCUCCUCCACAAGGCUAUCCGCCGGAAGGAUAUCCCAAGGAUGCAUAUCCGCCUCCGGCCUAUCCAGCACAGGGAUAUCCGCCACAGGGAUAUCCUCAGCAGGGAUAUCCCCCGGCCUACGCCCCUCAGUACGGUCAGCCUCCCCCUCAGCAACGCCAACAGGGCAGCGGCGGCUUCUUGGAAGGCUGUUUGGCUGCUCUAUGCUGUUGUUGCCUCUUGGAUGCCUGCUUCUGAUCAUGAGAAACUCUGCAGCAGCAAAAAAUGGGAGAAUUCACAUUUCCCAUCUAUUUAAAUUGUCUAGUUUUUCUUCUUCUAUAACCCUCCCCCCUCCCCCUCCCCCUCCCCCUUCUCUUGACUAUUGUUCCUUAUAAAAUAUUAAUAAUAUUGUACUCUUGUGUGCAAGUGAACGUGUCAUCACCCAUUUCUUUCUUUCUUUA
Carya illinoinensis is the source of this 633-nucleotide messenger RNA. RefSeq names its product cysteine-rich and transmembrane domain-containing protein WIH2-like. Lineage: Eukaryota; Viridiplantae; Streptophyta; Magnoliopsida; Fagales; Juglandaceae. The transcript is spliced from 3 exons. Gene Ontology annotation, cellular component: plasma membrane. The record is from RefSeq and is a predicted model, not a curated record. The coding region runs from base 158 to 430 and encodes 90 amino acids.